Molecule: messenger RNA, 1497 nt
Organism: Linum trigynum
Lineage: Eukaryota; Viridiplantae; Streptophyta; Magnoliopsida; Malpighiales; Linaceae
Source: the annotation of a GenBank genome assembly
GAUUUAGGGCGUUGUGGGGGUGUUGCUUAACUUCCCUACACGUAACCGUACUCCCGAACCCAGAACUUCAUUUUCGCAGACCAUAUCUCGGUUCUGACCCUAAGGUUAGAGCCGAUCCUAAGAGUGUUCGAUCCACUCCAACUAAGAUCGAUGGCGACUCCCAAAAAUGCCGACGCGACGACGUACGGACUCCCGGACGGGACGGUUGCGACACGUCCCAACAACAACAACAACAGGAAGAAAGGGCGGCCCUAACCUGAUCUCAACUGGUGGGAGUGGAAUCUCCAUGCUGCUGGGGAGAAUGUUAACUGAAAGCAGGGUGGCUCUAGCAAAAGCAGCAGGGGCAGCCCGCUAUGCUUGGGGUGGAUAUGGAGAGGUUAACGUCCAGCCUACAGAGACUCAAAACCUCUUCAUUUUCACCUUCAGUAACCAGGAGAUCAGAGAAAGAAUCUGGAGAGAUAGGCCGUGGAGUUUAUCCAACACUUUGACAGCUCUGGAGAAAUACAACGGGAGAGGGAAGCCAGAGGAAAUACCUUUGGAGAAGAUUGCAAUGUGGGUGCAGAUCCAUGGGAUGCACCAAGACCAAAGGAAUGAACAGAAUAUGGUGGCAAUAGGUACACACUACUUCCCAGGCUUCCUCGACCUCGACAGAGCUAGUCUUGGGUUUAAUGGCUAUAGAAGAUUCCUACGAAUUCUGGUGGAGGUGAAUCUCAGGGAGCCGAUUCCAACAGGAUUCGAUUUCCCAUUCACAGAUGAGAAAACAGGGGUGGAGUAUUGCGAUGUGGUUGAAUUCAAGUAUGAGAGGCUCGUGGAACUGUGCUAUUUCUGUGGGUGGAUAGGCCACAACUGGCCGACUUGCUGGAGAAUGGAUGAGGAGAGGAGGAGGAACGGAGUGGCUUACCUUUCGGACGUGUACAACGCAUCUCUCAAGGCAGGGAUAGACUCUCCAAACAGACCGGGCAAUUUCAGAAAUAGCAGAGAAGGGGAAGGGUCACAGAACGUUCAGGGGGGAAGAAACAGAGCGAGGGUGGGGGACUAUCAGCGGCGGGGGAUUGACGGGGACGACAGGGCUGAACGGGAAGGAAGAGUCCAGGUGGAGAGAAACCCACAAGUUCCCCCUGGAUUCACCAUCAGGAGGAUCGAGUUGGGGCAUCCAGUGAGGGAGGAAGAGGAGAAUCAAGGGAGACAGAGAGGGCGAUAUCGAGAGGAGAUGGGGGAAAGGGAUCUGAGUUUGGAUUUGGAAAGGGCAGUGGCGGCUAUGGAGGGAAGCCUCCGAUUGGAAGAAGUUUGAUCACAGGGCAGCGCCGACCAACGAAGAGCGGAGGAGGAGGCGGUGGAAACAGGCCUAUCUCUAGGGCCGACGCAGCAAGUGGGAAGAGCAGGAGGGGCCCAAAGUUUGGGUAACAUAGGCCCAACAGAUGGGUCUCUGUAUCAACACCAACAAGAGGCCUUGGAGGUGGAGAUGGGCCGUGGUCAAAAGAAAAGAAAAGGGACGGG